Molecule: messenger RNA, 1411 nt
Organism: Aspergillus steynii IBT 23096
Lineage: Eukaryota; Fungi; Ascomycota; Eurotiomycetes; Eurotiales; Aspergillaceae
Product: MFS general substrate transporter
Exons: 2
Coding region: 1-1371 (456 amino acids)
Biological process (GO): transmembrane transport
Molecular function (GO): transmembrane transporter activity
Source: RefSeq, a predicted model, not a curated record
AUGGGCCCAUCGCCCCCGUAUACCGUCUUCACGCGUGUCCAGAGAAGAUGCAUCGUCUUGAUAGUCACCGUGGCAGGUCUUUUCUCCGCCCUCUCCAGUCAAAUCUACUUCCCGGUGCUGAACAUCCCCCGAGUUAAUCGACGCCAGAUCUUGCAAGGCAUUGCCCCCACCUUCUUGGGCUCCUUCGCGGACCAAGUCGGCCGCCGCCCGGCCUACAGCAUCUGCUUCGUGAUCUACAUCGCAGCCAACAUCGGCCUGGCGCUGCAGCACAACUACGUCGCGCUUCUCCUGCUGCGGUGCCUGCAGAGCGCCGGAUCCAGCAGCACCGUCGCCCUGUCCGCCGCCGUCGUCGCCGACAUCUACCCCAAGGAGGAGCGUGGCUCGUCGAUGGGCGUCGUCAUGGCCGGCGCCUUCGUGGGCCCAGCAAUCGGUCCCAUCCUCGGCGGCCUGCUGGCCCGGUAUCUGGGCUGGCGCGCCAUCUUCUGGUGUCUCAUGAUCCUGUCGGGCCUGUUCUUCCUCCCCUUUCUCUUCUUCUUCCCCGAAACCGCGCGUAACGUCGUGGGUAAUGGCUCGCGUCCGGCUCCGACCUGGAGCCGCCCGUUCAUCCACCAUCUCCGACGGUCUCGUCGCGCACCUGUCGCCGGCGCAGAGACCGACGAUGCCAUGCGUUUGCGCCGAGAGCGCAGAUCUCGAUUCCGCUUCCUCAACCCCGUCCAGUCCCUGUCGAUCAUCUUCCAGCCACGCUCCGGCAUCCUGCUCCUCGCCAACGGAAUCCUGUUCGCAGCCUACACCUGCGUCAUGGCCUCCAUCCCCUCCGUCUUUCACGCCCUCUACGCCCUCGACGAGCUGCAGAUCGGCCUCUGCUACAUCUCGCUCGGCACCGGCGCCGCCGUGGCGUCGACGACCACCGGACGGAUCCUUGAUGCGUAUUACCGCGUGCUGGCCGGGAAGACACCAGACAACGUCCCGAUCGAAAAAGCCCGGUGUGUCGUGGCCCUACCGAUGCUGAUCGCCGGCGGGCUCAGCACUCUGGCCUUUGCGUGGGUGCUGGACCUCCGCGUCCACCUGGCGGCGCCGGUCACGCUGAUGUUUCUGAUCGGAUGCGGCGUCACCGGCGCGUUGAGCUGUGCCGCCACGCUCCUGGUCGAUCUGCAUCCUCGGAACCCCGGUGCGGCGUCGGCGUCUAAUAAUUUCGUCCGCUGCUUGCUCGCCGCCGGCUCGGCUGCCUUUGUAGAUCCCUUGCUCGCGGCCUUGGGAAGCGGAUGGGGCUUCACCCUCGUUGCUUUGGUCAUGCUGGCUACGGGCGUUCAGUUGCCUCUGCUCGCUUUGCAGAGAGGGAGGUUAGGGGGACUGAGUCCGGCGAAUAAUUGAAUCUGGUGGUGGACCUAUGGCCCAGGCACUAGACGGGGAC